AGGAAGUCGAGAGGCGGUGUACACCCGUCGCGCAUGCGCAAACACGGUUGUCGGAAGGUGCGGAGCCUGAGGCGGACAAUGGCGGAUCUAGGUGAAGCCGAUGAAGCGGAAUUGCAACGCUUGGUGGCUGCGGAACAGCAGAAGGCGCAGUUUACUGCACAGGUGCAUCAUUUCAUGGAACUAUGUUGGGAUAAGUGUGUGGAGAAGCCAGGGAAUCGCCUAGAUUCUCGCACUGAAAACUGUCUCUCCAGCUGUGUAGACCGCUUCAUUGACACCACUCUUGCCAUCACCAGUCGAUUUGCCCAGAUUGUUCAGAAAGGAGGGCAGUAGCCAUCCAUCCCAGGAGAAUGACAGAAGCAAAGGACUUGUUAUUAAGCAGACUGAAGGGCCAGUAGGGGAAGGUUGUCAGCCCAUUGUCAGAUCAGCAUCAGGCUGUUAUCAAGUCUGUUGGUGCUAAAAAGUAAAAGAUGAAAUGUUCAAAGAGUGAAAAUUAUUUAUUUGGAAUUCAGAAAUUCCAGUCUGUAUCACAUAUUUAAUAAAUGUGAAUUCUCCAACUAUUCUUUUAAUCCCAUUUUAGAACAUAGAGAUCUCUGAUUGGCAGGAACACUAGAAAUAAAUGUUCCAUGGCCAGUAGUGCAAAUGGGGGAUUGUAGGUUUUGAAAAGCCACCCUAACCCAUAUUAAGGGGGUUGGAAGAACCAUCAAAGCCUAAGGCAUAGAAAAUCGGGGGUUGAGAAAGAUUAAGAACAAAAAACAGCUUUAUUGCUUAUACAUGACCAAGAAAAGAUUAACAUGG
Saimiri boliviensis boliviensis (Bolivian squirrel monkey) is the source of this 795-nucleotide messenger RNA. RefSeq names its product translocase of inner mitochondrial membrane 8 homolog B (gene TIMM8B). The record is from RefSeq and is a predicted model, not a curated record. NCBI's taxonomy places the organism in Eukaryota, Metazoa, Chordata, Mammalia, Primates, Cebidae.